AUGCCUCUUUCGGCGCCUCUGGAGGCAUUAAACGUCUUCGUCGACUUCUUCGGACAGUCAAAGGGGGGCCACCAAGGGCCUCCAAGGGCUGCAGGGGGCCUUCACGGACCCUCAUCCCCCCGUCUAUGGUGUCAAGCCGCUUCGAUUGGAGGCCCAGAAGUCACAUGGGGUGCCACUCCUUCAAGAGGAAAGGGGCCUCUCGAGGAGGGGCCCCUCCAAGAGGGGUCUCUUGAGGAAUGGCCAUGUCUAGAUGGCUCCCCCGCUUUUGGAUGUGGGUUCUGUGUUCCCAGUCUCUUCGUUCUGACGCAUGCACACAGCGACCACAUGCGGGGCCUCCGGCCCUCGUGGGGUAAAGACAAAUUUGGGGCAUCGCUGGCUUCCAGGGGCCCUUCUGGGGGCCCCCCAGGUCCCAUUGUUUGCACUGAAAUGACGCGCCAACUGCUGCUCCGCAUGUAUCCCCAGCUGGAACCCUAUCUUCUGCCUCUGCAGCUACAAACCCCUUACCUCUUCUACGUCCACAGGGUCUCCAUAGACGCUCCUGUGGGGCAUCUUUCUGAACCCCCAGGGAAACCUGACCCCAGUGAGCAGCACACACCAAGGGGUCCCCAGUUGCUGUGCGGCAAGGCAGAGAAGGCUACAGAAGGAGGCGGGGGCCAUGUGGGGCCUUCAGAGAUAGCCAUCCAACCUAAUGAAUGUAAAGAGUUGCAGGCAGCGCAUACAGAAAACAGCGGCAGCAAGAGAAGCUCUACUGGGAAACAGCAGACCUGGCCGCAGCUGCUGGUGGAGCGCGCAGCCGCUGCUGUCCGCAGAAGCAGCAGCAGCAGCAGCCCUGGUGGUGGCGGCGUUUGUUGCUGCGGUCGCGCUGUUGAUAGGGUGUAUAUACAACUGGUAGACGCGAGGCACUGUCCGGGUUCAGCCCUGUUGCUGCUGCGUUCCCCUGUUGUUGGCUCUUACGUCCACACUGGAGACUUCUGCUGCAGCGGCACCAACCUGCAGCCGCUGUUGCAGGAAGUGCAGAAAGGGCUGCAGCUGCUUCAGGAGCUUGAGGACCCAGCUGCUGCUGCUGCUACUGCUGCCGCUACACCUGAGCAAGCGAAUGACGAAGCCAACACAGGCUCAAAUGCUGCGGAAGGCGCUGAGACAUCUGAAGGCCUUAUGUCCCAGCAGCAACAGCAGCGCCAGCUGCAUGUUGACGUGUUGUAUUUGGAUAGCACUUACCUGCAUCCACGUUUCUCUUUUUUGUCUCAGGAAGAAGCUGUAGCAGAGAUGAGCCUUAAGGUGAAGGCGGCUGCCAAGAGGAUCCGCGGGAAUGCUAUGACCCGAGGCUCAAGGGGGCCCUCUGAGGUACACUCAGAGGGCUCCGCUGGGCUUCCCCCAUCCAGUUUACAUGUUGUUGUAGGUGUAGACAAACUGGGAAAGGAGUCUCUACUGCAGCAGCUUGCAACGGCGUUAAAGAUUCCCAUAGGGCUUUCGGAGGCUCACUUUGACUCUGCUGCUGCUGCUACAGCUGCUGGGUACAAUGACUGCUGCGCAUACACCACAGAGGCUUUCACGCGGGGGUUCUGUUGUCCGGUCGUCAGAGGCGCCACAGACCAUCGGACUGCUUCAAGCAACAGCAGCAGCAGCAACAGCAGCAACAGCAGCAACAGCAGCAGCAACAGAACCAACGCCUGCAGAAAAUUCUCCGCAUGUGGCUGCCCGUGGGGUGAGGAGACCUCUGUCUGGUUUCCUUCAUCGCCACUACGCCAGAAGAAGCAACCGUUGCAUCAACAAGAUCAACUGGAGCAAUUUAAUCAAGAGGAAGAGGAGGAGCCAUUUGACCUAGGCCAGGCUGCUAGCGCGACUGAUGCCGCUGUGUCUCUGUUUGCGGUGCCCCGACGGCAGCUCGUAAAGGUGGUUGAGGCCCUCGAAGCCUCAGGACUGCCAACCUUGGGUCUGCUUCCUUCUGUAUGCUAUGCGUUAAUCGUUGUCGUGUGCAUAGGUGGCGGCUUGUCUUUUGGCGCUCAUUCGUCUAUACAGUCGAUCCCCAUGUCAUCUCACUCUUCUUUUUCUUCUCUGCUGGAGUUCGUUAAGGCCCUCAGCCCCCAGAAGGCUGUUCUCCUGGAGCCCUUGCCCAUUCCUUCCUGUGGCUGCGCUGCCCUGAGGAGGCCGAGCUCCGAACAAGGGCAUCGGGUAGGCGAUCUAACCAGCAGCAGCAGCAGCAAGAGCAGCAGCAGCAGCUGGGGAAGCAGCCAGCGCCAGAACCUUACCGAUGAAGUAAGAGGAUUUAUGGUGGAGGCUCCCGAGUCUAGAGAUUUGCGGAAUCCCCAAAGCGGUGACAACAAGGGAAUAUUGGAUGAACCCGUUGCUUUGCUCCUAGAUGACCCCGAAGCGUUAGAUACUAUCGUAUCUGUUAGGGCUCAAGGACUGGAUUGUAUAGAAACGUCAAGCAGCAGCAGCCACAUCGCCCUCUCGACCUUGUAUAAGGGCUCCUCUACAAGUACCGCAGGUGUUGCGGCUCGGGCUGCAUCAAGGAGGCCUGCAGAUGUAAUAGACAGCUGCAAAAUUUAUGGAGCCUUCAAGUAUAACGGCAUAGAGGGCCUUUCGGUCUUUGUCAGGACUACAGAGGUCCCUAUAGUGGUGCUAGGCAGCGGCCGGAGGCCGUUCUGCCCUCAUGGCGGCCCCUGCAGGGGCAGCGGGGACCCCUCACCAACGAUGGGAGCCAUAGGUGGAGCCCCUGAGGACAGAAGCAGAGCCUUGUUAUUCUCGGUACAGCCGAAGCGGUUAAAGAGAGGAGCCCCCAGUCUUCCGGCGGUAUGCACACGGCACUCAGAGGGUCCUGCAAGGUUCCUCCAUGCCCCCGAUGCACAGACGAACAGUGCACUUGAGGGUUCAGUUAUGCCGCUAAAAAAGGUCAACAGAAAGGGAGCGGUCCUGCGCUUUGCUCUUCCGAAGUAG
Messenger RNA from Eimeria mitis, 2937 nucleotides. RefSeq lists its product as uncharacterized. The record is from RefSeq and is a predicted model, not a curated record. The transcript has 2 exons. Gene Ontology annotation, biological process: protection from non-homologous end joining at telomere; interstrand cross-link repair; double-strand break repair via nonhomologous end joining. The coding region runs from base 1 to 2937 and encodes 978 amino acids. Gene Ontology annotation, molecular function: damaged DNA binding; 5'-3' DNA exonuclease activity. NCBI's taxonomy places the organism in Eukaryota, Apicomplexa, Conoidasida, Eucoccidiorida, Eimeriidae.